Messenger RNA from Cuscuta europaea, 548 nucleotides. The record is from the annotation of a GenBank genome assembly. Lineage: Eukaryota; Viridiplantae; Streptophyta; Magnoliopsida; Solanales; Convolvulaceae.
CUACGGUUCUAUACUUCUACCCAUCAUUCAACACGAUCGACGCUCAUUUCAAACUGGAAUUGGGCAUCUAUUUGGAGGAUGAUGAUCUAUGCAUUUUUGUUGCUUAUCUUUGGAGUAUCUGGAAGCUCUGGAAUGACAAAGUUUGGAAGAACCAGGACGCGGAUUGGCGACAUUGUUUAGAGAUGGGAGCGGCGGUUCUUCGGGGAUGGAAAACUGCUCAGAUAGAACCCGGUGGAACGACAAAGAUGACAUGCCCGGCGACUGGUUGGAACAAGCCAGCGGAAGGCAAAAUCAAAAUCAAUGUGGAUGCGGCGUUAGAUGCACAAAAUAAUAGACGAGCUUGGGCGUGGGUAGUCAGGGAUUCCCAGGGCAGAUUUAUUGGUAGUGGCUGGAAUGUGGAAGGCGUUAAUUGGUCAACAUAGAUCACUGAAGCAAUUGGCGUACGUGAAGCGCUGGUCUAGGCAAAAACACAGAGUUGGGGGAAGGAUAGAGCUAGAGACCGACUCCCAAGUGGUAGCGGCUGGUUUAGUUAAACGAGAUGGGGACGC